GAGAUAUUAAAGUUGGCCAGGACAAAAAAAUAAAUAACAGCAAAUUUUGCUUAAGAUUUUUUUACAUAUUGCAGUUAAGGUUCAACAAAAAUGAACAAAUUUAAGAAAUGUUUGUCUAUUCUAAAUCAGUUGACGUCAUUUUUUACAAAUGUCAAUUGCAUCUUAACUGUGAAAUAGCAGAUCUAAUGUUUUUCUAUUUUUAGAGAAUUCGUCAUAACUUAUGACAGUAAACAAUCGGAUUCAUAGUUAUUUAUAGUUCUGUUCUAAAACUUCCUCAUUUCUGUUAUUACUUUUGCAAGUAUAAAAUUUGACACAAAUAUAUACACUACACUACGUCAAAAUGAAUUUCGGAUCUGACUAUGUGUACAUGUAUGAGGAGCCAAGUUUUGAGUACAUUUCUGAUGAAGAGUUAGAAGGUGGAAUGAAUGUGAGUGACUCUGACUCAGAUUCACCUGACGAAGAACAUCAUGUACGAAUAGAUGCAGCUUCCACACGUUUGGAAGAAGAUAAUGUUUAUUCAGAUCCCGGCCCUGUUCCACCAACAAGUGGUGCACAUUUAUUCUGUGCAGCAGGCCCUCCCCUACCACCACGGGCACCACCACGGGCACCACCACGGGCAAAAAAGCCAAAGUCUCACUGGAAGAUGGGAAAAGGUAAAGAAGGUUCAGACCCCAUACCUCAGAAUCAUAGGCGUGUAAGACAAGGGGACACAAAUGUUGUGACAGUAAAGUUUGACAAGCUGAUAGCUCCAAGUAACAUGCACGCUGGGGACGCUCAAUCAUGUACCAACUGUGCAGCCAUCUUGUCUAAAAUCAGCAAGAUUGAUAUUCUCGGAGAGGAGAAGGUGUGGACUUGUGAGUACUGUGAAACUAGAAACGUUGUAGAUAUUGAAGAAGAGGAGGUGCCUAAAGAGGCAGACGUCACGUUUAUGUUAGAACCAGCCCUCUCCACAACAGCUAGUGGACCGACUGGCCUUGAUGAGUCACUUGUUAUCUUCUGUGUUGAUGUGUCUGGUAGUAUGUGUGUAACAACUGAGGUGCCUGGCCAUGUUGAGCUCAGAGGUGCGUCAGAUUUACGACGUGCUCAGGCCUUGAAUCGUGAACGUUCUGACCAAUUCCUACCACGUCAACGCCGAAAUGUUACCUAUAUAUCUAGACUGCAGUCAGUUCAGGCAGCCAUUGAUCAUCAGCUUCAGGAGAUGGCAAAAGAAUACCCAAACAGACGUGUGGCCAUAGUUACAUUCAGCAAUGAGGUGACAGUGGUUGGCGAUGGAAAAAUAGAUUCAGUUGCUAUUGCUGGGGAUAAGCUUGGUAACAAAGAUACCCUAAAAACUGUUGCUAUGGAACAACCAUUCCCAGAAGCUAUUAAAAAUACCAGGCAACAACUUGGCCAAAAAUUGUUUGAAUUAGAAGAAUGUGGGCCUACAGCACUUGGACCAGCUUUAUUGGUGUCAACAACUAUGGCAUCAAAGGUUCGUGGGUCAAAGGUUAUUCUGUGUACAGAUGGUCUUGCUAAUGUUGGGAUGGGAAAACUUGACAAUCACAAGACUGACCAGGAGCUGGAAGAUGCUAUUAAAUUCUAUGAUGAAAUUUCUGACAAUGCUUUGGAAAAUGGAGUUUCUAUAUCAGUAAUAACAAUAAAGGGCACUGAUUGUAAACUUGUUGAGAUUGGAAAAAUGGCAGACAAAACUGGAGGCCAGGUGAACAUAGUUGAUCCAUUAAAACUGACACAAGAAUUCAGUACAAUCCUGGCUAAUAAAAUCAUUGCUACAAAUGUUGUUGCAACAUUCAUUCUACAUAAAGAAUUGUAAGUAUUACUAUAUUAUAUUACCUUCAAGACAGACCACUUAUAAGAU
Molecule: messenger RNA, 1855 nt
Organism: Ruditapes philippinarum (Manila clam)
Lineage: Eukaryota; Metazoa; Mollusca; Bivalvia; Venerida; Veneridae
Product: circularly permutated Ras protein 1-like
Exons: 11
Coding region: 341-1810 (489 amino acids)
Biological process (GO): COPII-coated vesicle cargo loading; endoplasmic reticulum to Golgi vesicle-mediated transport; intracellular protein transport
Cellular component (GO): endoplasmic reticulum exit site; COPII vesicle coat
Molecular function (GO): SNARE binding; zinc ion binding
Source: RefSeq, a predicted model, not a curated record